GUAAAAAAAACGAAGUAGCAGCAGCAGCAGCAACCAGCCAGAAGAAUUUUCAUUCGUUCUAAUUUUCGGCGUUAUUUCGCGGAAAAUCUUACGAAUCGGUGCGAAAAAGUGUUGAUCAGACGCCUUGGAAAGUGUUCUUUGUGGGAAGUUUUGGUGCGGCUUUGGAAAGUGCGAUAAUUUGUGCGUAGCGGCGAAUUAAAUUCUACCUUUGGGCCCACUCGCGACUUGGUGCGGGGAAUGGUCGUCAUCGAAAGUGAUCGAUAUCAGUGCUGAUUGGGGAAUAAACAGAAGGUGUGUGUUUGCCAGUUCGAGAAAUAAUUGCGAAGAUUCGCGAAUAGCAAGGAUAUUGUGCGUGGAAUCAAACGUGCAGGCGUUUUCAGCUCGCCGAAAUGAUAAACCUCAAAGUGAAGACGUUGGAUUCGCAGAAUCAUGACUUCAGCGUGGAAGAUGAUAUUACUGUUCGCCAAUUCAAGGAGCAGAUCGCCGAAAAGAUCAACGUUUCCGUGGACAUGCAGCGUCUGAUCUACUGUGGCCGGGUGCUGAGCGACGACAAAGCGUUGAAAGAGUACGAUGUCAACGGAAAGGUGGUCCACUUGGUGCAGAGGGCUCCACCCUCGGCACGGGGCAGCAGCACCAGCGGUGGAAGUUCCAGCUUGGGAGACGAUGGUAACCGUGCCUCGGCUAGACGAUCCAGGAGCAGUGACAACGCUGCACGACCGCAAAUCUACCGGAACUUGGACGAUUUUAACACAAUGUACUUCGGUUCGAUGACGUCUAUUCCGCUGAAUGUCAAUGGAACUACUCCUCCCCAAAUCCCGCCCGUGAGCCCUUCGUCAACAUUGUGCAUGAAUCGCAUCACCGUCGCCCGACACAUGCUCCAGUGUGCUGACAACAUCAUCAGCUAUUUGGAAGCUCCGGAACGAGGACUGAACAACACCGCUAUGGACAUUCUUUCGCAACAGACCAUGGAGAGUACCGUUUUCGAAGUCGGAAUCAGUGCCGUUGGGGACGUGGACAUCCCGCACAACCAGAUGCAAAACUUUGUCCAAGCGUUCCAAGGUGCAGUUUCGGCUGCAUUCCGGCAAAAUGGAAUUUCCAACGUCACCGUGCAGCAGCCGGAUACGCUAAACCCGUCGGUGCAAGUAUUUGGAACAAUUCCCGAUUCGGCCAUGGUCACUCCACCAAACACAAGCGCUACGGCCACACCGGCACGCGAGAGUUCCGGAGCUUCGUCGGGAAGCUCGUCCACUUCCUCUAGCACUUCGGAAUCCAGCGCAGAUUCCCGGCGACAGGCUCGUCCCGGUUCAUCGCGUAACCAAACCACAAGCACCCAGACUCUCGCCGAAGUGGUUCAACAGAUGCGAGGCGUUCAACGUCGGAUGGAACCAUACCUACAGCAGUACUUUGAAAUACUGCAGAAUGAUCCAACGUUUGAGGAACGUUUUAUUAGUCAAAACUUUGCGCUAUUCUGCACGGACACCGCCGGUCGCGAAAGUGCUCAGCGUACCUUUGACCGCAUAUCCGAGGCGCUGCAUUACAUGUCCCAUGCCCAGCAUGCAAUCAGCGACCUGAUGCUGGAUCUGCAGACUGCGGCUCCCCGUCACCUGUGCUGCCGCCCGAUCCUGGUCGAGCAGUCUGCUUUCGUAAGUUCUGGCAUUGCUGCUGUUCCUAACAACAUCAAUCUGGCUAAUUUGCUUCGUGCGACCAACAACAAUAAUAACCCCGACAUGGGCAACAACAACAUCAACGCCCAGAUAAUCAAUUUGCAAAUCCCGGGUUUGUCCGGACCGGCCCCCAACGGACCCAUCCAUGUUCCAUUGCUGGACCCCAUAGGCCAACAGAACAGAUCUACGGGUUCUUCCGGUCCAACAUCGGGUACUGCAACUACACCGACUUCGAACGCGAAUGGAUCGGGUGCUGGAUCAACACCUCCUACAAACCAACAGCAACAACAACAACAAGGUCAGUCCGCUAGAAUCGUAAACAACCUUCCAGACGAUGUGGUUACCCGGGUCUAUAUUCCACUGUACGAUCCUUCGGCCGUAGCACGAAUGCGGAACAUUAUUCAAACGAUGGGACCACCACCGCCGCCAAGAGAUGGUUCCGCUGCCAGAGCUGCCAAUCCUCAAAGUGGUAGCAGCAGCAGCACCACCCCCAAUUCCAACAGCAACAACGCUGCUGAUGGCAACGGCAGUACGGCCAUCAAUGACGAUCCCCCACUACAGCAAACUGCGACUACUACCCCAUCAUCUUCGACUACCAAUUCCCGAACGACCAGUGAGUCCGACUCGAUAAGUUCGAGUUCCCCUGAACGAUUGUCGAACUCCAACAAUGCUCAGAUGCAGGUGGCACGUUUGAUUCAGGCCGUCGUAAACGCUGCUCCAAUUCACGCUGAUAUUCACUUCCAAAUCAACGCAGGUGGAAAUCCACCCGGAUCGUCGGCUCCUGGCACCCCUGGCAGCGGCAGUACUACAACCAGCAAUAGCAACGGUGGCCCACAAGCGAAUCCCACGAUGACCAACAACACAUCUACCAACACGAACAGCGGCAGCAACGACAAUGGAUCGCAGUCCCGCUUUGCCACCGUGACGCUUCCGACGACAUCAACGCAGACGCGUUCCACAUCGAGACCACACGUGCAUAGCAUCCCACCGGCACACAUCCGGAAUGUUCGUCCCAUUCCGGCCAACAUGCUGUCCUCGUUCGAUAGGUUCCUACCGUGCAACAGCCACCACAUCCGAGAAAAUACAGACCGUGCUGCUUCUGAUUCUGCCACGGCACGUAAUGCUACUUCCGCUAACAAUGCCAGCAGUAGAAACAGCAGCGCUGGAUCUACUCCCACUCCAGCUACUAGUCAACCAAGUGCGCCUCCUUCGGAAUCCCUUUCGUCGCUACCGUUCAACUUCUUCGGUAGUCAAUUCACGCUAGCCGACUUUGAGCAGAUUGCACCGAACCCGAAUACCUUGAACCGUGUGCGCGAUUCGCUGCAAGCGUAUGUAGUCGAAACGCUUUUCAGCGGUCAGGCCAUCAGCGAAAACACUAUGCAAGAGGCUAUAUCCGUACUAAUUCAGCGUCUCGAUCCGAUCCUAUCCCGCGUGUCUAACUACGACCUUCCGGAUUACGACACGCGUGCUUCCAUCGAGAAUCUUCUCCGCAAUUCGAUUCCCUUCUGUAUCAACCUGAUACGAGAGGAUACCUCGCAGCAGUUUGGCGUCCGCUUGCUUCGUUUCCUGAUCCAAUUCGUUCGACGCUUCUUCAUGAUUCUGGUCACCGGAAUUGGCGCAAACAAUGCACAUUCCUUCUCCGGGGAGUUGUUGAACAUGGCUAUCUUUAGCACGCAGGAUGGUGCUACUGUCAAUCCGGCGCUGCUGCAACUAUUUCUUCCCGCAAUUCAUCGACAGUUGGAAAGGUCGGGCCAAGAUGAUCGUUCGGACAUACAGGAAUUUUUGGUCAUCCGCAGACCUGCACCCGGACAGAGCCAAAGCGGCUCAGCCGAUCGUGCCCCUAGUCCUAUGGAUGUGGAUGACGCUGAAUCCACAACGACACCGGAGCUGGUAUCGGACAUUGCAGAAAUAUCGAUAUCCAUCGAGCCGCCGAUUGUCAAUUAUGAACAGUGUGCAGCCAUUGUGAUUUCCGCUGCCCCCGUAGCGGGAUCAACACCUAGCGCAGCACAUACCAUGGCUGCUCCAAUAGCCUCUUCCGAAGUGGAUGCCAACGAGGAGGAUGUUACAAUGGCAAUUCCGGCUGCCGUACUUGAUCCACAAGUGCCCCCUCCGCUGGCGAAAAAGGACGACGACGAGGAACUUCCCUCGGUGGUAGUCGGAUCGGAACCGUGGCAUUCACAUUUACCGUCCACGUGGCUACCGGUGAUAACGCGGGACAUAACCCGGCAACGACGACAGAUCCCACAAGGACCAUAUUCAGACGCGUACAUCUCGGGCAUGUCGUCCAAAAGGCGUAAGCUGAUAGUAGAAACCAAACCAUCAUCCGACGUUCCUUCGCUAAUUUCGGACGGAGUCCGGCAAGCUUUCCAUAGUACCGCGAUCAAUCCGGCCAGUGCCAGCAGUAGUAAUUCAAACAUGGCAUCCAGCAACCCCAGUGUUGAUGAACUGGCCCGCACGAUAUCCGAUGACGCCGCCCUGCAGAGCUCCUACUGUGAAACCAUGAAGGCCAGCAUACGGGAACGGUUAUCCAAGGAUCCGGACUAUGAUGCAAAACGGUUCCCCAAUUGUUCGAAAUAUUUUGAAAAAUAGCUUUUUGCUAGUGCGAUGGAAGGAUAAGAUGUAGAUGCUUGUGGUUUUACUUGCUGAUGAGGCAGAAAAAAUACGUGGCGCGCUCUUUAUAAUUGCAGUGAUAUCUGUGAGAAUGGGAGAGCACGAGAGAAGGCGUCGUCUGCUGAUAAAUAAUUGCGUAUGCUCUUGUCCUGCUAUCAUGCUUUAUAAACAAUAUGGACGUUGAGCACAUAGAUGCUUCAGAUGUUUAGAUAUAUUAAAAUAUCACAACAAAUUGAUUGUCACUGAAAAAUAAGCAAAGCUGAACGAUUCUAUCUGAAGCUAAUCCUCUGGGUACGUAACGGAAGACCAUUUGACACAAUUAACAAAAAUGUUAUUUGAUAAAUAUUGUUUUUUUUUCUUGUGUAUAUUGCGUUAUUACAGCAAAUAAAACAAAUAAAAUUACUAAAUGAG
This is a messenger RNA of Aedes albopictus (Asian tiger mosquito), 4685 nucleotides long. RefSeq names its product large proline-rich protein bag6. The coding region runs from base 390 to 4253 and encodes 1287 amino acids. Gene Ontology annotation, cellular component: BAT3 complex. The transcript is spliced from 13 exons. NCBI's taxonomy places the organism in Eukaryota, Metazoa, Arthropoda, Insecta, Diptera, Culicidae. The record is from RefSeq and is a predicted model, not a curated record. Gene Ontology annotation, molecular function: misfolded protein binding; polyubiquitin modification-dependent protein binding.